Archocentrus centrarchus (flier cichlid) is the source of this 8481-nucleotide messenger RNA. It is a transcript of the gene dock5, whose product is annotated as dedicator of cytokinesis 5. NCBI's taxonomy places the organism in Eukaryota, Metazoa, Chordata, Actinopteri, Cichliformes, Cichlidae. Gene Ontology annotation, biological process: cell migration; small GTPase-mediated signal transduction; myoblast fusion. Gene Ontology annotation, cellular component: plasma membrane; cytoplasm. The coding region runs from base 143 to 5854 and encodes 1903 amino acids. The record is from RefSeq and is a predicted model, not a curated record. Gene Ontology annotation, molecular function: small GTPase binding; guanyl-nucleotide exchange factor activity. The transcript is spliced from 50 exons.
UCUCAGCCGUGUUGCGCCCUCCUCUCCCCUCCCCGUGAACAAGUUAUGAUGGCGGAACUGUAGGCUUCGGGACGAGCAGGAGUGCGUCGCAAGUGUAUAUAGUUAUUUAUUUAUUCAGACAACUUGUCGUCUUCCUCCAGCUAUGACCCGCUGGAUUCCUACUAAAAAGGAGAAGUACGGAGUCGCGAUCUACAAUUACGAUGCCAGUGGUGAGCAGGAGCUGUGUCUACAAGUGGGGGACACGGUGCACAUACUUGAGAAAUUGGAAGGCUGGUAUAGGGGCUACGCUCUACGCAAGAAAUCACAGAAGGGCAUUUUCCCUGCUUCCUACAUCCACUUAAAGGAGGCUACGGUUGAGGGAAUAGGCCAGCAGGAAAUAAUUAUUCCAGCGGAUUUACCCCUGGUACAAGAGCUUGGGGCUACUCUGAGAGAAUGGGCCCAGAUAUGGCACAAGCUGUAUGUGGCGAACAAGACAACCCUGUUCAGGAGUGUGCAGCAGAUGGCCUACAGCCUCAUCGAAUAUCGAUCUCAGAUAGUGUCAGGAACGCUGCCCAAGGAUGACCUUGUAGAACUCAAAAAGAAAGUCACAGCAAAGAUUGAUUAUGGAAACCGGAUUCUGGGUCUGGACCUGGUGGUGCGGGAUGAAGCGGGGAACAUGCUGGAUCCUGACAAGACUAGUACGGUCAGCCUGUUCCGGGCCCACGAGACCGCCUCCCGCAGUGUCGAUGACAGAAUACAAGAAGAGAAGACGCGGCUACAAAACCUGGAAAUGAGGCGUCAGACCCUGUUCAGUACGGUGCACACCUACAGCUUGCUCAUGAACUUGAAAAACUUUGUGUGUAACAUUGGAGAAGAUGCAGAGCUGCUAAUGUCUCUGUAUGACCCAGAUCAGUCGGAAUUCAUCAGCGAGAACUUCCUGGUGCGCUGGGACAGUAUGGGGAUGCCUAAAGAAAUUGAAAAACUCAACAACCUGCCAGCGCUAUUCACGGACCUGAGCAGCAGUGACUUGAUGAGGCAGCGACUCUUCCUGGUGUGUCAGAUCAUCAGAGUGGGCAGCAUGGAGCUCAAAGACGGCAAGAAACAAACGGGCGGACUCAGGAGACCGUUUGGUGUGGCGGUGAUGGACAUAACAGACAUUGCCCAUGGCAAAAUAGAUGACGAGGACAAACAGCAUUUCAUCCCCUUUCAGCAGAUAGCUAUGGAAACCUACAUCCGUCAGAGGCAGCUCAUCAUGUCUCCGCUCAUCCCUUCUCGAGUCAUAGGAGAGAAUGAGCCACUCACAGCUGUCUUCAACAAAGUCAUUGCCACACGGGAGGUCAAUCACAAAGGCCAGGGGCUGUUUGUGACCCUGAAGCUUCUCCCAGGGGACCUUGCCCAAGUCAGGAAGGACUACCCCCACUUUGUGGACCGCAGCACAGCUAUCGUUGGGAAAAUGGGCUUUCCAGAAAUCAUCCUCCCAGGAAACGUGCGGAAUGAUAUUUACGUAACCUUGCUACAAGGAGAGUUUGACCGUGGUAAAAAGAAGACCCCCAAAAAUGUAGAGGUCAUACUAAGUGUGCACAAUGAUGAAGGCAGUCCUGUGGAGAAAGCCAUAUUUCCUGGAGCCGGUUAUGAUGGCAUAACAGAGUAUAAGUCUGUCAUUUACUACCAGGUGAAGCAGCCUUGUUGGAAUGAAACAGUGAAGGUGACGAUUCCCAUUGAAGAUGUGUGCCGCUGCCACUUGAGGGUGAUGUUUAGACACAGAUCCUCCCAGGACUCUAGGGACAAGUCAGAGAAGCCCUUUGGUAUGGCCUUCGUUCGGCUUAUGAGAGGAGAUGGAACCACACUGAGAGAUGGCAGACAUGAUCUUGUCGUCUAUAAGGUUGAUGUGAAAAAAGCCGAGGAUGCAAAGGUUUAUCUCACCUUGCCAGCAACCUGGGCGGAAGUGGAGGAAAAGGAGAAGCAGAUGGGGAAGCCUUUCCACCAUUCCGGCGUCAUUCCCGUGACCAAAGACAGCUUCCAGCUCGCCACACUCACCUGCUCCACUAAACUCACUCAGAAUGUGGAUCUACUUGGCCUGUUGAACUGGAGAUCUAACCCUGAGGAUCUUGACCAGAUUUUACAAAGACUCAUGGAGGUGGAAGGAGGGGAGAUAGUCAAAUUUCUCCAGGACACGCUUGAUGCCUUGUUCAACAUCAUGAUGGAAACCUCAGAAAAGGACACCUAUGAUACUCUGGUGUUCAAUGCCUUGGUAUUUAUAAUCACACUUAUUGGUGACAUCAAAUUCCAGCACUUUAACCCAGUCUUAGAAACCUACAUCAACAAGCACUUCAGUGCCACCUUGGCUUACAUGAAGCUAACUGGGGUGCUUAACUACUACGUGGGCCACGCUGAAGAGCCUGGCCUGACUGAGAAACUCUAUACAGCACUUAAAGCUCUCAAGUACCUGUUCAGGUUUAUUGUACAGUCCCGAGUCCUCUAUCUCAGAUUCUAUGGGAACAGUGAAGACGGAGAUGCUUUCUUCAACUCCAUCCGUACCCUCUUCCUCUCUUUCAACACUCUUAUGGACAGGCCACUGGAUGAGGGAGUAAAGAUAAAGGGGGCUAUAUUGAAAUACCUCCCCAGCAUCAUUAAUGACAUCCAGACUGUGUUUGAUCCUGUGGAGCUCAGCGUUCUCCUCACGAAGUUCAUUGAGAGCAUUCCUGACUCUCAGCUCGUGCGUCAGAAGCUUGGAUGCAUGUGUAAAAUGGUGGAGAGUGACCUUUUCAGGCAGCCAGAGUGUCGAGAUGUGCUUCUGCCGCUUGUCACUGAUCAGCUGAGUGGGCAGCUGGACGACCACUCUACCAAACCUGACUAUGAGGCCUGCGUCCAGGUGCUCAGCACAGUGCUGGACAACCUGGACCGCAAAGACAUGGGUCCAACCAGAGGGCACGUUCAGCUGAUAAUGGAGAGGCUUCUUCGCAGGGUUAAUCGCACUGUCAUCAGCAUGGACAGAUCAUCUCCUCUCAUUGGCCACUAUCUUGCCUGCAUGACGGCAAUCCUGAAACAAAUGGAUGACAAGCAUUACACCCACUACAUCAGCACCUUCAAGACGAGACAGGAUAUCAUUGACUUCCUCAUGGAGACAUUCAUCAUGUUUAAAGACCUCAUGGGAAAUGUCUUCCCUGCUGACUGGAUGGUCAUGAACCUAGUGCAGAUGAAAGUCUUCCUCAGGGCCAUUAACCAGUACUCGGAUAUCCUUAACAAGCUUUUCCUGGACCAGGCGCAUUUUGAACUACAGCUGUGGAAUAACUACUUUCAUUUGACCGUGGCGUUUCUCACUCACACGUCGCUGCAGCUGGAGUCCUUCUCUCAGGAAAAACGAAAUAAGAUACUGAACAAAUACGGAGACAUGAGGAAGGCUACUGGAUUUAAGAUCAGAGACAUGUGGUAUAAUCUCGGCCCCCACAAAAUGAAGUUCAUCCCAGCUAUGGUCGGACCCAUUCUGGAGGUCACGCUUGUGCCUGAGCCUGAACUGAGAAAAGCCACCAUCCCCAUCUUCUUCGAUAUGAUGCAGUGUGAGCAUAACUUCAGCCCUGGACGCACGUUUGAAAAGUUUGAAAAUGAAUUGAUAACAAAAUUGGAUCAAGAGGUAGAGGGAGGCCGAGGGGAUGAGCAGUACAAAGUCCUGCUGGAGAAAACAUUAUUGGAGCACUGCAGACGCCACAGAUACCUUUCCCAGUCAGGAGAGGAGCUGGCUCUGCUGCUGAGCAGCCUGCUGGAGCAUCUACUGGCGUACCGCACCAUCACACAUGAUGAGAGUCCUGAGCACCGCAUGAGCUGCACUGUCAAUGUGCUGAAUUUCUACAAAGAGAAGAAGAGGGAGGACAUUUACAUCCGGUACUUGUACAAGCUGCGAGAUUUGCACCUGGACUGUGAGAACUUCACAGAGGCAGCCUAUACUCUGCUGCUGCAUGCUGAAUUACUAGAGUGGUCGGACAAACCUUGUGCAUCUCAUCUGAUACCUCGUGGAGAGGAAGAGCAUGUGUGGACCCAACAGGAGCUGAAGGAGAAGCUCUUCCAGGGGAUUAUAUGUUACUUGGACAAGGGCAAGAUGUGGGAAAAGGCCAUUGAGCUGGGCAAACAGCUGGCCAAGAUGCACGAGAGCCACAUGUUCGACUUCAUGGAGCUGAGCCAGCUACUGAAAAAACAAGCCGAGUUCUAUGAAAAAAUAAUGCACGCGAUGCGGCCACAGCCAGAGUAUUUUGCUGUUGGAUAUUAUGGCCUUGGAUUCCCGUCCUUCCUCAGGAAUAAAAUGUUCAUCUACAGAGGCAAAGAGUAUGAGUGGCUCGAGGACUUCAGCUUAAAGCUGCUCUCUCACUUUCCAAACGCGGUCCGGAUGACCAGCACAGCACCUCCCAAAGGAAACAUCAGCAACUCCCCUGGACAGUACAUCCAGUGCUUUACUGUCAAGCCUGUUCUCACUGUGCCGAAGCAGUUUAAAGACAAGGGGGUUCCAGAGCAGAUAUUAAAGUGCUUAACAGAACACUUAAAGGCUGAUUUAUUUCCUCAUGACUAUCCUGGGAUUUAUGGUUCUCUGGGCAAAGCGCUAACUCAACGUUGUCCUUUCCUGUUCUUUUUCAGCUAUUACAGAACCAAUGAAGUGGACCAGUUCCAGUAUUCCAGGCCCUUCAGGAAAGGUGAAAAGGACCCAGACAAUGAAUUUGCGACCAUGUGGAUCGAGAGAACAACAUACAUUACGGCCUAUCGCUUCCCAGGGAUUCUCAAAUGGUUUGAAGUCAAAUCUGUCUCAGUGGAGGAAAUCAGUCCUUUGAAAAACGCUGUAGAAACCAUGGAGACAGCCAAUGAAAAGCUGAGUAACCUUGUGCAGCAGCAAGCCUGUGAUCGCUCACUGUCCGUCAACCCACUGUCCAUGAUGCUCAGUGGCAUAGUUGACCCUGCAGUCAUGGGUGGCUUCUCCAACUACGAAAAGGCAUUCUUCACAGACACCUAUAUCCGAGAGCACCCGGAGGACCGUGGACGCAUUGAGGAACUGAAACGCCUCAUCGCCCUGCAGAUCCCUCUCUUGGCAGAUGGAAUUCGCAUCCACGGGGAGAAGACGACGGAGCAACUGAAACCCUUACACAAUCGUCUGGUUACUUGCUUCCAAGACCUUCGGGAGAAAGUGGAGAAGCAAUGUGGCGUCAUAACUUUGCCCUGCUCUCUCACUGAGCAGAAGAAGAGUCGUGUAGGCUCGAUGGUGAUGCCCUACAUCCUGCCCUCCACCCUGCGUCGCAUGUCCACUGUCUCAACCCUGUCAAAUGCCUCCUCAGGCCUCUCCAGUGGCUCUGCUUCCUCAGACGGACACUCCUGCAUUUCCUCCCAAGAUUCCUUGUUGUCCCGUCCCAGCGAUCGCAGGGCUUCUAUUCUGUCCCGCUCAGAAGAAGACAAUAGGAUCGCUAGAAAGAACAGGAAGGAGUGGAGUGUGAGCAAAUCCCAGACCCUCCUGGAGAGGCAGUCAGAUGGAGAUGAGACUCCUCCAGAGAAGCAGCAGAGGCCCAAGAGUUUACAGCUGGGAGACCGACGGCUUACCCUCUCCCUGUUUCAGGGUGUUUCAUCUCAGCUCAGCCUGUCUAACCCUCUCAGUCCACUACCUGCCUCUCCACACACACCGCAAACACCGCGCAGCUCCAGUUAUUCAUCACUUCUCAGUGACAAUGAUGUCAGUACGGUUGACACUCCAGGGACUCCUCCACCCAUGCCACCAAAGAAACACCCACACGAGAUUGACAACCCUGGGUUUACCACAGAGUUCUCGCCUCCACUCCCAAUGAAAAUUGAGAGUAAGCCUCCCCCACCGCCUCCAAAGGUGCGGAAGUCAAUGUUCCCGUCCUAACACCACACCGCCCAGCCAGCUUAUACCUACACCCUGGCCUUAAAGUUUCACAGACUGCCUGAUUUGGCUGUGAUAAAAACACAGCUUUAUUUGUGGAAACCCCAUGUUUGCAGGAUUUUCAGUGGGAAAGAUUUUUCUGAUGCAAGUCUAUUAGAAUUCCAAGCAGUCCUUUUAAUCUUGUUGUUAAGCUGCGAGGAAGGAUAUGUGUGGGAUUACUGUCAUAAGAAGGUACUACUGUGCAAAAAUGGAUGUGUGAUUUUCAGGUACAGCUUUUGAUUCUGUUUUCUUUUUAAAGGCUAAUGAGAUUUUUUUUUUUUUUUUCUUAAGAAAAAAAUCACUUUGGUGAACCAGGAGUGAUCAACAUUGUAAUGUUAUAUUUUAUUUGUAGACUAAUCAGCCACAACAUUUAAACCACUGGCAGGAGAAGCAAAUGCAUGAUAAUGCAUUAUCCUGCUGGGAAGUUUGGGCAUUCUUGUGAAUGUUACUUUAACCAGUAACACCCACUAAAAUCUUGCUGCAGACCAAGCACAUCUACCCAUGGAUAAAGCAGCUGGUGGCAGUGGCCUCUAUUAGCAGGACAUUGCGGCUCUUACACCACAAAAACUGUGCAGGACCUACUUCAAAGCAUCCAAAACAGCCCAAAGCAUUGACCUGGGCUCAAAAACUUCCCAGAUUCCAGUUUUAUCAAGCAUCCACAGGAUGGACCAAAAGAAUCUGCUGCCAGUGUCCCAGUGACAAAAAACAUCACAGCACAAGACAUCCUGUGAGGAUCCCCUGUCAGUAGCCUGAGUCAGAGCAUCAUGAGGCAUACCUACUUAGAGCGGGUGGUUUUAAUGUUCUGGCUGAUCAGUGUAUGUGUGUAUGGAGUGACACUGGAUGAUUCGUCUCCCUUCUAGCUGUUUUACCAGCAUUCCAUAUUUGAACAGGAAAAAGCUGCAUUAGAUUCAUAUCAAACUUGAUUGAGAGCAGGGAAAACAAUGUAAAGAAUGUAACUGUUAGUUUGGUAUGUAGUUAGCGUUUGUUGAUGGUGUCUAAACCACAAUGUUUCAGAGACACUGGAGGCAUUAUUGAAUGUGUUUUGAUGUUGAUGAUGAACUGAAUACUGUAACCCACGCAUCCAAAUGAAACUGCAUCAUGUUGAUGGCAAAGUUCAGUGAAAGGGCUUUUGGAAAAUCUGCUUAUUUGCAUUCUUAUGGAGAGACAAGAUGAUGGAUGCCGCUCUCGUAUCUCCACAGUCAGCACGCAGCUGAAGCAUAGACUGUAUAUAAAAGAUGAAUGUCAUCACCAAUUGGUGUGUGAUCUUUGCAUUUCAAACCCUCCAGUUUAGCUUUCUGGCUGCUGAAUUUCAACAAAACUGGAGUCCAGACUUGCUUUAACACAUAGAUUCUAUUUUUUGUCAGAUAGUUCCAGUAGAAAGUGCUCCACAAGACGGCAACACCACAGGCGCAUUUGAGAGGUCCAGAUCUGUGACUUAGAUUUUUGCAAGUUAAGCCUUCAAGACAGCGAUCACUUAAUGAUGCCUGUGUCUGCACUAGAGCCCGAACGAUAAAGAAUUUUUAAGACCGAUUACGAUAUUUAAACAUCUAUUUUAAUAUAUCAGCGUUUUUUUUUUUUUUUCCCUUUCAGAUACGCUGACAGAAAAAGAUUUCUUUAACAUUUGUUAUGUUUAUUUACUUCGGUACAUUCUGCCUGUCUCUGCUUGGGUCAGCUGGUUGUUGUGUUUGUGUGUUGCCAACAUGGAAGUUGCAGACUGGAGAAACUAUGCAAAAUCAUAACGGGUUUGAAGGGUGUUUCUACUGUCUCUUCUUUACUUUUUGAAAAAAAUUUCAUUCGUCGGCUUUUAUACGAGUACUGAUAGCUUGACAAAUAGCUAAUAUUUGUCGAUAAUAUCAGUUCACUGAUGAAUCAGUCAGACUCUAGUCACAUCUCAAAAUCAACCAUGUCCUUAACUUAAAACUAAAUUGUUAAUUUGCAGACUUUAGAGUUGCUAAAUGGUAGAUUCUGUUGUCAUCUGAGCCAAGUAGCUAUUUCCUGUUCUAAUGCUAAACUAAGCUAACACACUCCAGGUUACUGGGUCAUCAUUCAGACAUGUCAGUGGUAUCUGUCUCCUUAUCUUUCUCUUGUCAAAAGAGUAAAUAGGCAUAUUUUCCAAACUUUCUAACUGGUCCUUUAAAGAACCCUAAAUGCUAUAUGCUACAAGCGUAAAUACCUCUGAAGUUCACUUUAGUUUGAUGUUUUAUUUGGUAGAUUUUCUUUUUUUUUUUUUUUUAAAUCAUUUUCAAAUGUAAAUUAUUGCUAUGCAUUGAAUUGAGUAUUUCAGUAGGUUUUGCACACCCAGUGCGCACAGAGAUGGAUUAUUUUUAAUGCAGAGUAAUUUUAGAACGAUUUUAUUGUGCGCUGCAUGUAAAGUGCUUUAAAAAUGGAGUUGGAUUUUCAGUUAAUUUGCCAGUGUUUUAUUUUUAGAUUUACAUUGUUUUUACAAGGGAUUAACUUCUUUUGUACAGUAAAAAUUCUUUAACAGGCAUCAAAGACAUUUUAUACAAACAAUGCCUUCAAGAGAUAUAUGAUCCUUUUUAAAGAACAAGCUGUUUGUUGACUUAACAGAAAUAAAGCCAUUCUGAAAUGCC